This is a messenger RNA of Carlito syrichta (Philippine tarsier), 1408 nucleotides long. RefSeq names its product elongator acetyltransferase complex subunit 6 (gene ELP6). Gene Ontology annotation, cellular component: elongator holoenzyme complex. The record is from RefSeq and is a predicted model, not a curated record. Lineage: Eukaryota; Metazoa; Chordata; Mammalia; Primates; Tarsiidae. The transcript has 7 exons. Gene Ontology annotation, biological process: tRNA wobble uridine modification. Bases 169 to 969 code for a protein of 266 amino acids.
CACCGAGGCGUCAGCCUGAUUGGUUGCGGCAGGCUUCCGGAAGCGACGUUGCGCAUGCGCGCUCCUUCGCGCGAGACUGGUGUCCGCGGGUGUGUGUUGCUCUCCUGCCUUAGUCGUCUCCGUGACACCCCAGCUUCUCGUCCAGAGUGCUAGUCCUGGGAGCUCGGAAUGUUCCCGGAACUUAAUAACCUUCUCAACACCACCCCCGACAGAGCGGAGCAGGGGAAACUGACUCUACUCUGUGAUGUCAAGACAGAUGGCAGUUUCCUUGUGCACCACUUUCUUUCUUUCUACCUCAAAGCUAAUUGUAAAGUCUGCUUUGUGGCACUUAUCCAGUCCUUCAGCCACUACAAUAUCGUGGGACAGAAGCUGGGUGUCAACCUAACCAUGGCUCGAGAACGUGGGCAGCUUGUGUUCCUCGAGGGCCUCAAGUCCUCAGUGGAUGUCUUCUUCCAGGCUCAGAAGGAGCCACACCCCCUGCAGUUUCUCAGGGAAGCCAAUGCUGGGAACCUGCAACCAUUGUAUGAGUUUGUGCGGGAGGCCCUGAAACCCGUGAACAAUGGGGAGGCUGCAUGGAGGUGCCCAGUGCUGCUGGUGGACGACCUCAGUGUGCUCCUGAGCCUGGGUAUGGGGGUGGUGGCCGUGCUGGACUUCAUCCACUACUGCAGAGUUGCCGUGUGCUGGGAACUAAAGGGAAACAUGGUGGUCCUUGUGCAUGAUAGUGACGAUGCUGAGGAUGAAGAAAACGACAUCCUGCUGAAUGGCCUCAGUCAUCAGAGCCACCUGAUCCUGAGGGCUGAGGGCCUGGCUACCGGUUUCUGCAGAGACGUGCAUGGGCAGCUGAGGAUCCUGUGGAGGAGGCCAUCGCAGCCCACAGCCCAGCGGGAUCGGAGCCUCACGUACCAGUACAAGAUACAGGACAAAAGCGUGUCUUUUUUUGCCAAAGGAAUGUCUCCUGCUGUUCUAUGACCUGAUUCAGGGGCAGCUGAUACUACCUUGUACUGCUUUCAGCUUUCAGAUGCAGAAGAUAAAGCAACCUAGCAGGAAUGGGUCUUUUGCCUUUGUAGUAGUAUUUCAGAUUGGACUGCCGACUCCAUGGUGACCUGGGAAGGGUCGAAUGGUGUGAUAAUAGUAUGCCUUUGCUCCCCGGGCCCUGUUCAGAAAACAUAGUGAGGGAUCCAUGAUCCAGCCUCUGCUGAGAGAGGCUGGAUGUUGAACCCCAGUGAAAAGGGCCCUUUGGAACCUUUGUGUAAGUAAAAUUUUACCCUAACUGCCCAUUUUUGGUUGUUGUGCCUUUAAGAGCCAGAGCAGGUAUAAAUGUGCCAGGCAAGAGAAAGUCCCUGUUAGCUGGUAUUCAGGGUGACAACUAGGAUGAUUAUGGGUGAAAUAAAGUAAGUUCCCACAUCAA